This is a messenger RNA of Seminavis robusta, 1982 nucleotides long. Lineage: Eukaryota; Bacillariophyta; Bacillariophyceae; Naviculales; Naviculaceae. The record is from the annotation of a GenBank genome assembly.
GGAAAAGAGUAACUUUUACAUAAUUAAUGUAUAAAAAUAAAAACCUAUCUGUCAAAGCAAUCACAAAAAUCUAUUCCUUGAGACGCACAAUCACUCCUUCUCACCUCGUCCAGCCUGACCACUUCAGCCCAGGCCAAUGACAGAAUUGAGGCCAUCCAAAAAAAAGACAACGUUACCGUCCGCCGUCAUUAAUACCCUUGGUACAGUACCCUCCUAACCAAUACUUUAACAUCCUCUUCUCCACAACAAACAAAAUGCCCCCCAAACGUAGACAAACUACAAGCAAACGUCGCCGCAAAAAUGACAGUUCUGACGAGGCAGAAGAAGAAGAACAGGAUGAUUCCUCGGUAGAAGUGGCCCCAGCACCAGCGCCAGCCAAAAAGCCAGCCAAGAAAGGAAGGUCCAUUCGCAAGGAAGUGAAGAUUGCGAAAGAUGUCGAUGCCGUCCUUAAAAAAUGCCGUCAACUAAAGGCUAAUCUACGAAAGAAAGCAGCUUUGGAAUCAGCCCAAAAGAAAUCAAGUGGCAAAAAGAACAAGGACUCGGAGGAUUCGUCUGAAGAAGACUACAGUGACGACAUGUUGUUGUUGGAGGAGGUGGAUUCCAAGCCCAAUGCGAUAAUCAGCAGCAAACCAGCCACAAUUUCGCCCUCGGAAAUUCCUUCUAGUGGUAUAAUUGAAGUAUCCGAACUCAAUGCGACUGAAGUUUUGGAGGGAUUGGAAACCAUCGCCCUUCGGGUAACCAAUCAAGUGUUAACCAAACAAGGAUUUUCCAUGGCAGUGCCCAGUCGAGGACCCGGCAAUCAAAUAUACGUUGCCGAAUGGGAUCGGAUCGUCCUGGGGAACAAGCAUCUGUCGCGGAAUUUCCUCAGCGUCAAAGAUACGCGCAAAACCGCCGUUACCGUCAGAGUCAUGCAGCUGCUUCAUGCUGUCUUGUCCAAACGCAUUCACAUUACCAAACGUGACCUCUUUUACACGGAUGUCAAGCUAUUUGUCAAUCAGAUGGACUCGGAUGGAGUUCUAGAUGAUGUUGCCACCAUGAUUGGCUGCACACGUUCCAAUCUUCAUGUCGUGGCCAGUGAUAAGGGUCUCGUGGUGGGGCGAAUCCAAUUCGAAGAAGAUGGGGAUUACAUUGAUUGUACAAGAAUGGGUGUCAGCGGAAAAGCAAUAGCUCCAUAUAUCGACAAGAUUGAGAACAUUGUCAGUGACGCCGAGUUUAUUCUUUUGGUGGAGAAGGAAGCCGCUUACAUGCGGUUGGCAGAAGACAGAUUCUACAACAAGUAUCCUUGUAUCAUUAUCACUGCCAAGGGACAGCCGGAUGUGGCCACGCGAAUGUUCCUGUCUCGGGCAGCAUCCCAACUUCAAAUUCCCGUGCUGGGUUUGGUAGAUUCUGAUCCCUAUGGCCUCAAGAUUCUCUCCGUCUACAUGAGUGGAAGUAAAAACAUGAGCUAUGACUCGGCAAGUCUCACAACUCCCGAUAUCCAAUGGUUGGGGCUCAGGCCCAGUGAUCUCGACAAAUAUAACUUGCCCGAACAGUGCAGGCUGGAUAUGACCGAAUUCGAUAUUAAGACGGGCAAAGAGUUACUCAAAGAAGACUUUAUUGUGAAGAAUCCAAAGUGGAUGAAGGAAGUUGCCGAAAUGGUCAAGACAAAGAAGAAAGCAGAGAUUCAGGCGUUGUCUUCGUUUGGGUUUCAGUACAUCACGGAAGAAUAUUUGCCCCGGAAAUUGAGAGAGGGUGAUUGGAUCUAGUUUUAGCCUCGAUAUUGUAUUAGCUAUUAUGGUUCUAGCUACCGGUAGCUAGAAAGUGGUUUCAAACUGAUUUGCCUUGAACAGUUAUGGCAUGCGUCUGUUACUACCAUUUAGUCCAGACUGUGGGCCACAGGGACCAACCUGUCUGUGGCAAGGCUCUAACCCUACUGCAAUAUCCGCAAGAUCUUUCGCAGGGGACCCAAGAUUUCCCAAUGCCGCCACGAAUUUAGAAGAGUA